AUGGAAGCCAUUGCAAAAUUUGACUUUAAAGCAUCAGGAGAGGAUGAGCUAAGUUUUCAGGCACAAGAUGUUCUGAAGAUCUUAAGCUCUCAGGAAAAUUGGUACAGAGCUGAGUUGAAGAAUUAUGAGGGAUAUGUCCCAAAGAAUUAUAUUGAUUUUCAGAUUCCUGGCUGGUUCCAAGAGACAGUAUCCCGUCACAUGGCUGAGACGAUGCUCAGGGAUAAAGGAGUUGGUGCUUUCAUAGUCCGAGCUAGUCAGAACUCCCCAGGAGAUUUCUCUAUCUCUGUCAGGCAUGAAGAGGAUGUCCAGCAUUUUAAAGUGAUGAAGGAUACAAACAACAAUUAUUUUCUAUGGAGUGAAAAGUUUCAAUCACUAAACAAACUUGUGGAGUAUUACAAGAAUGUUUCUAUCUCCAAAAACAAACAGAUAUUUCUGAGAGAAGACAUCAAGAAAGGAUCACAAGUAAACCUUAGAGAG
Molecule: messenger RNA, 477 nt
Organism: Protobothrops mucrosquamatus (brown spotted pit viper)
Lineage: Eukaryota; Metazoa; Chordata; Lepidosauria; Squamata; Viperidae
Product: GRB2-related adaptor protein 2-like
Exons: 4
Molecular function (GO): protein binding
Source: RefSeq, a predicted model, not a curated record